AAAAAAAAAAAAAAAAAAAAAAAGCUUAACGUGUAGUUGGUUCAAUGACUGCGCACAAGACCACGCGCAUGUCUCAGUUGAUUUUCUCUCCCUUCAAGUCCGAAACUACGAACCUAACUGCAAUUGUGUCUACGUUCAAAUCCCUCCUCCUCCUCUAAUUCGGUUGGGCCACGUGUAUCCUACCCAAACGUCAUCAUCUACCCGUCGCUGUAUUUAGCCGUCCUUCUUCUUCUUCUCAUCCUCCUUCCGGCUCAAGCAAAAAGCAAUUAAAGAGCGAUACAUGGAAAGCUCCUCCGCCGCGCCAACUGCACGCCGACCAAAUUUCCGUUAUCUUCGGUGUUCCUUCUUCCAGAACUGUUGCCGCUGUUUCUGUUGCUGCUACACUUAUCCUUAGUCCAGCAAUCCCCAAAUUCUGUUUCCUCAAGGGUAACUAAAUCUUAGGGUGUUAUGGAUUUAUCUAAUGCUCAGUCGGCGGCUCUUUCCUUAGGGUUUGGGAAUUCGCAUGCAUCAUCGUCGCCUUCUAAGAUUCCGGUUUCGGGCGAUUCCAUUUCUGUGCAUAUUGCUUCAUCCAAUCCGAUCCCUUCUGGUUCCCUCCGGUUUCUCAAACAAUGUCAGGUUGUUAGCGGAGAGGAGGAAGAUCAGGACGACGAAGAAGGUGAGCGAUUCAGUCUUUUAGGGCAUCCAAUGUGUCUCAAAAGGCAGAGAGAUCCCCAGUGUCUUUCAAUUUCAAACCCUUGUAAACGUCUGGCGUCUGACCCUAGUCUGGAGCAGAGGCGGGCUGCCGUUCGUUCCUGGGGCAACCAGCCGAUGGAAGUUGUGGACCCGGAGGUGCAUGAGAUCAUGAACAAAGAGAAGAAGAGACAAUUCAGAGGAAUUGAGCUUAUUGCCUCUGAAAAUUUUGUGUGCCGUGCAGUAAUGGAAGCUCUGGGUAGUCACUUAACCAACAAAUAUUCCGAGGGAAUGCCUGGAGCAAGAUACUACACAGGCAAUGAGUAUAUUGAUCAGAUUGAAACUCUCUGUUGUGAGCGUGCGUUGGCAGCUUUUGGUCUCGAUUCACAACAGUGGGGAGUGAAUGUGCAGCCUUACUCCUGUACUUCUGCAAAUUUUGCUGUUUAUACAGGUCUUUUACAGCCUGGUGAUCGGAUAAUGGGAUUGGAUUCACCAUCUGGAGGGCAUAUGAGUCAUGGGUAUUAUCAGCCAGGGGGGAAGAAGAUAUCUGCUGCUUCGAUAUUCUUUGAGAGUUUUCCUUAUAAGGUCAAUCCGCAAACAGGUUAUAUUGAUUAUGAUAGGCUGGAGGACAAGGCACUUGAUUAUCGCCCCAAGAUAUUGAUUUGCGGUGGGAGUUCAUAUCCACGAGAGUGGGACUAUGCUAGGUUCAGACAGAUUGCAGAUAGGUGUGGAGCCGUGUUGAUGUGUGAUAUGGCUCAAAUUAGUGGCCUUAUCGCAGCAAAGGUGUCUGCAAGUCCAUUUGACUACUGUGAUGUAGUUACUUCUACAACUCAUAAAAGUCUACGGGGUCCAAGGGGAGGUAUUAUCUUUUACAGGAGAGGCCCAAAAUCAAGAAAGCAAGGUGUGCCUCUAACUAAUGGUGAUGGUGGCAGCUAUUAUGACCUUGAAGAGAAGAUAAACUUUGCUGUUUUUCCUUCACUCCAAGGAGGCCCUCAUAAUAAUCACAUUGCUGCUCUUGCCAUAGCCUUAAAGCAAGUGGCUACUCCUGAGUACAAAGCAUACAUGCAACAGGUGAAGAAAAAUGCUCAGGCUUUAGCAUCUGCUUUGCUAAGAAGACAAUGCAAAUUAGUGACUGGUGGCACGGACAAUCAUUUGUUGCUCUGGGAUCUGACCGCCCUAGGUUUAACAGGUAAAUAUUUUGAGAAAGUCUGUGAGAUGUGCCACAUCACUGUAAACAAAACUGCUAUAUUUGGUGGUAAUGGUGCCAUUUCUCCCAGAGGAGUGAGAAUUGGUACUCCUGCAAUGACAUCAAGAGGUUGUCUGGAAUCUAAUUUUGAGACUAUUGCGGACUUUCUUAUUACAGCAGCACAUAUCACGAGUACCGUUCAGAGGGAACAUGGAAAAUCAAAGAAAGAGCUUCUCAAGGGUCUCCAAAACAAUAGUGAUAUUGUUGAUCUCCGAAAUAAAGUCGAGGCAUUUGCUUCACAGUUUGCAAUGCCUGGGUUUGAUAUUUGAAGACAUAAAAGAGCAUCUACAUGCUUUUUGAGUAAUAUAUUGAUUUUUGCCACUGCACCUUGUUUUCCCAUUUCAGAGUCUGUAAAUCAUAAAAGAGUGUAAAUACAUAUGGAUCUAUUACCAAAAAGGUCGCAGAGAUGAACUGCCUGAAACCUGGAAAUCAAUUCUUUUUUGUCAGUAACUUCGUAAAAAAUUAAAAGAAUGCUUUUAUUUCUGACAGAACAGUAAAAAUAAGGAAUUUUA
Molecule: messenger RNA, 2427 nt
Organism: Rubroshorea leprosula
Lineage: Eukaryota; Viridiplantae; Streptophyta; Magnoliopsida; Malvales; Dipterocarpaceae
Source: the annotation of a GenBank genome assembly